Lactuca virosa is the source of this 2488-nucleotide messenger RNA. Lineage: Eukaryota; Viridiplantae; Streptophyta; Magnoliopsida; Asterales; Asteraceae. The record is from the annotation of a GenBank genome assembly.
CCAAGAUUUAAAAGCUCAUCAUCUCCUGUCAUCUCUCUCUAGGCUCCUCCAAAUAUUCUUACACCAGAGGAUUGCCCAAAACACACUGUCUCUCUUUCUCUUUCUCUCUCUCCUCUUUCUAUUAAUUUAUACUAUUCCCAUCAAUCCCAGCUACAAAUUCCAUUUCUUUUCAUUUAUAUACACAAAGGAGUGGAGGAAUAACCAAGAAAUAUGUAAAGUUUUUUUUAGUUAAAUUAUAAUAACAAUACCUUGCCUUUGGGGAAGAAACCCACAUCCUCCGUUCUCAAUUAUAUGCAUAUUCAUUCUUAGAUCUUACCCACCUUCAAAUCAGACCUCCAUUAAUGUUCGUGAAUACUCGGACUGUUUUCCGAUCACUCUUUGGUACCCGAUUCUGCCUAAUUUUGUCCGGAUAAGUUGAAUUGGGUUAGCAACUGAGCAUCCCGAUUAGUUUUUAGUUGAGGGUUAUAUCCAAUUUCAUGGCAAUUCAACAUGGGGUUAUAGUAAAGAUGGAAUCGGAUUUCGGUAAACUAUUCAUUGGUGGGAUUUCAUGGGACACCGAUGAAGCUCGAUUGAAAGAGUAUUUUAGUGGUUAUGGUGAAGUUAUCGAAGCCGUGAUCAUGAGAGAUCGUAUCACUGGUCGUGCUCGUGGAUUUGGUUUCAUCGUCUUCGCUGAUCCCGCUGUUGCAGAGAGAGUCGUGAUGGAGAAACAUAUGAUUGAUGGUCGAACCGUCGAAGCCAAAAAAGCUGUUCCUAGAGAAGACCACCAUGGAUUGAACUUGAACAGAAACAACAACAACAGCAUUCAAGGAUCACCAGGUCCGGGAGGUCGUACAAAGAAGAUAUUCGUAGGAGGAUUAGCGUCAACAGUCACCGAGAGUGAUUUCAAGAAAUACUUUGAUCAAUUUGGUACGAUUACAGAUGUGGUGGUGAUGUAUGAUCACAACACUCAAAGGCCAAGAGGUUUUGGUUUCAUCACGUUUGAUUCAGAGGAAUCAGUGGAUCGUGUUUUGCAUAAAACCUUCCAUGAACUCAAUGGCAAAAUGGUUGAAGUCAAACGGGCUGUCCCAAAAGAGUUAUCCCCGGGCCCCAGUCGAAGCCCGUUGGUUGGAGUUGGAUUCAACUACGGGUUAACCCGACCCAACACUUUCCUCACCAGCACCUACCCGCAAGGUUACAACAUGAGCUCAAUUUAUGGAGGUCGAACCGAUAGCCGGUUCAGCCCGAUUGCACAAUCGGGCCGAAACGGGUUCUCACCGUUUGGGUCAUCCGGUUAUGGGAUGGGCAUGAACCUGGACCCGGGUUUGAGCCCGAAUGCAUUUGGAACGACCUCUAACAACAUGGGUUACGGGCGGGUUUUGAGCCCGUACUCGAAUCGGUUCGUUACCCCGAUCGGUUACAACCAAAGUAAUGUUAAUGUUAGAAACGAGUCGUUUAUAGGGUCAACAACUCGAAAUGUUUGGGGAAAUGGUGGUGGGCUGACGAGCCCGGGUGGGUCCGGUCCUUAUUUGGGUUCGGGAACCAACGGUGGGUUUGGAGUAUUUGGAAACGGGUCGAACUGGGGUUCGAACCCGAUAUCUACUCAAGGUGGUGGAGUGAGCUCGUCUGGCUACAGUGGUGGAAGUAUAGGCGAAAACAACUAUGGAAUUGGAGGUGGUGGUGGUGGACUUGGAAGAAACAAUGGGGUAACCCAUGAAGGGUCUUAUGGUAAUUUAUACCGUGGGGGUUCAAUGUAUGGUGAAACCACUUGGCAGCAGCAGCCUUCUAAUGAGCUUGAGGGUCCGGGUUCCGGUGCGGAUUCAUUUGGUUAUGGGCUUGAUAAUUCGGAAGAUGUCACAGGCAGAAGUUCUGAGGGCUAUGUUGGUAAUUAUAGCAUUGCAAAUAGACAAACUAAUAGGGGGAUUGCUGCAUAGAAGUUUUUCAAGAUUUGCAUACAAGAAAGAAGGUAACUUUUAGGAGGAAGUGUUAUUUGGUAGAAAACCCAAACCCUCUUUAGUAUACAACACGAGGCAGGUUUUAAGGCUAUUUGGUUUUGUGGAUUCUUCAGAAAAAAGAUAUAAACUACAAGAUUUGAUGGCUUUUAAAAAGGGGAUUGGAUUUGGUGACAAAUUAUGAAUUUUGAAUUUUGAAUUGACGUUUAGGUUUCCAGUUCAGCAUGUGUUCUUGGACAACCCCAACCCCCCCAGUAAGUUCCACUUUUGAUGUGUUGUUGUGCAUCUUUUCAACAUGAUGAGAGUGGUUAGAUUUAGAUCAAAAUAAUUUGUGUUUCUUUCUUUCAUUUCGGAUUUUAUUUCUUCUUAUUGUUGAGUUGUUGUAAUGUCUGGUAAAUUUGCCAGUACUUGAUGAUGUUGCUUUUCUUUUCUGAGAAUGUACUUUCAGCUUUCUGUUUGAUUUACAAAUUAAGUGUGAAUGAUUUAGAGAGAUGUAAUCCUUAUCCUUUAGGAUUCGAAUUAAUUAAUAAGUUGAAUGAAUGUUCGGUUUUUUUUUGUCA